AGUUGACAUAGUGGCGCUGGGGCUUUCUUGUUUAGCAGUUACUGUACUCUGUCUCUGACAUUUUACACUGAUGUGACGGGAUAGUUGUAACUUACACUUCCCCCGGUCAGUUUUGAGAGAUUGAAAGAGAGGGAUUUUUGAGACUUAAAAUCCUGAUUAACUAAUCGGUUGAAAAAGAACCACUUGACUCGAGGAUGAUCCCAAAAAGUAAUGAUUUUGAGGUAAAAAGAAAGGGAGCUGCUGAUGAAUAGGGAACAGUGAUUUUGGCACAACUUGUAGCUGUUCUGUCACAGUCAACUUUGAAAAACAAGGAAAUCUACCCAAAUUUUGUUCAUUGGAUCCACCACUCAAACUUCCUAGAAAUUGACCUGGGGAUGCCUUUUUGAUUGCUGGGUUUAAUGCAGAGUGCUAUUUAUGGGAAGCUAUUGACUAAGCAAAGUGGUUUCAGCCUUCAGGGUUUCUGAUGAGUGGGUUUUAUCAUCUCAUCCACUUUGUUUUAUAGGAAUUUUGACUAUUUGAGUGACCCGGUAAUAACUUGGAUCGUUUGCUUAUUGGUCAGAGCAGGGAGAUGAACUUGGUCUGUGUCUUGAGUUGGGUUUGGACCUUGGUAUGUAUCUUUCUUUGAAGCUUAUAACUGGAAGACAUAGAUUGAUGCCAAUUGGCAAAUAUGUAUGCAGCCGGCUGGCAAAAACUUAAAUUGGCUGCUGAAGAAAUAAAGAAAAGGUCAUUCAUAAUUUUUGGAGGAAGCAAACGCAAUGCUUAUGUGUGAUAUAUGUCAUUUAGUUUAGGUUGAAUUAAGAGUUGGCAACCACAUCUCCAAUCCAGAAUUGACUGCCAAAAUGUACAAAGAAAUUUCGGACCUUCGUCAUGAUGGCAAAAGCAUAACAUCACCAUUGCCAUUGAUGCUGAUGCAAAAAUUGCAUCUCCUCCGGCUGGAUUUCCUGAUCAUCCACAACACGGGUUUUGAGACUCUUACCUACAUGUUCCAGGGAGGUAUUACUCAUCGAGAUUUUGCUGGGCACAAGGGCACUAUUCAUACUGGUGAUGUGCAGCGGAUGACAGCAGGAAGAGGAAUAAUCCAUUCUGAAAUGCCUGCUGCUGGUGAAGGAGUCAAUAGGGGUUUACAACUUUGGAUCAAUCUCUCUUCCAAAGUCAAAAUGAUUGAGCCAAGGUAUCAGGAGCUUCUAACUGAGGACAUCAGAAGGGCGGAGAGAGAAAGAUGGUGUGGGAGUCAAGAUCAUUGCCGGAGAAUCAAUGGGAGUUCGGUCCACGGUAUAAACUAGAACUCCGACAAUGUACUUAGAUUUCACUUUAAAACCGAGAGCUCAGUUUCACCAAGACAUCCCAGAAGCCUGGAACGCGUUUGUGUACGUAAUUGAAGGUGAAGGUGAAGGUGAAGGUGUGUUUGGUGUACCAAACUCGGCUGCUGUGUCAGCUCACCAUGUCCAGGUUUUGGGUCCUGAAGAAGGUAUAAGUGCGUGGAACCGGUCGGCUUCCAAGACCUUAAGGCUCGUCCUGAUUGCAGGGCAGCCCUUGAAUGAACUGGUGGUGCAGUAUGGACCGUUUGCGAUGAACAUACAAACUGAGAUUGAUCAAACAGUUGAAGACUAUCAUUACUGUAAGAAUGGGUUUGAAAUGGCCAAGUCUUGGACGUAACAUUGAGCUCGCCAGGAUGUGUUGUUUUUUAAAGAAAGAACAAAUAAAAAAGGUCUUUUUAG
Molecule: messenger RNA, 1718 nt
Organism: Rubroshorea leprosula
Lineage: Eukaryota; Viridiplantae; Streptophyta; Magnoliopsida; Malvales; Dipterocarpaceae
Source: the annotation of a GenBank genome assembly